AUGACGGACGACCAUGACGUUGGCGCCUUUGUGCUCUUGCUCGUGCAGGACUUUCUCAAAGCGUCAAGCCUCCACAGUACCCACCGUGCCUUUGUCCAGGAACUCCAGAGCCUGGAGCGGCCGUCGCCUUCGGCCAGCGUCUGGUACCACAUGCUCGACGUGGCGGGGCUGCCCGCGCUUCAAGACAGCUUGUACCGCGAGAAGCCGCCGUCCUUCUUGCAUGUUCUUGUCGAGUUUGCGAUUUCAGAGCGCGAGAAGCGGCGGCGGGCAGCCGGUCCCGUGCUCGUCCAAGUGGCCGGUGGCUUGCGGCCCAAGUCGGCCUUCGCAGCGUCCACACCACAGCUGCCAACGUACUCCAAGAUCGAUACCACCACCAACAACAGCAACAGUAGCAAAAGCAACAACAACAACAACAACAACGACAACAAAAACAGCAGCAACAACACCAACAACAAUCAAGACGAAGAGAGGCGGGCGGCGCGCCUCGCUCGCGCCUCGGCCUCUCUCUUGACGCUCAAGCCACGCCAAGCCAGCGCCGCGUCGCAACCGAGGCGCAUGGUCAAGAACGACGUGGGCGGGCGCAGUAGUAGUAGUGUCGACGAGAACGGCGUGCCCGCGCCCCGGAGCCCGGCCUUGGAGCGCAUCCGGCGCCUCUCCAAGGUCGCGACGACGACCGGUAUCUUUACAUUGCCGCAGAUCGUGACGCUCCACGACGACAAGUCGAUCGCUCCCGAGUCCAAGGAGGACGACGCGAACGCGGGCUCGCACGAAAAGUGGAUUCCAGAGCACAAGCGCGUGUACCGGCUUCGUCGGCAGCUCCUCGAGAUGCACGUGGACCUCAAGGCCCAAGAGACGUUUGAGAAAGCCAAGUACUUUCAGCAGUUUGGCAAGCCGCCCGUCGUCGGGCCCGACGAGCGCGUCCCCGUUGCAUGCAAACUGUGCUUGGCCAUCUUCCCGAAAUGCAAUCUCGUGCUCGACAUCCCGUACAAGAUCAUCAUGGACCUGCGGCGACGCUGGGAUGCGACCAUGAAGGAGCUCAACCCGAGCCUGGCGCGGCCACCCGCGUGCUACGACUGCGUCAAGGUCUGCGCCUUCUGCGCCCAGCUCGUCCAGCACGCGCACGAGCAAGAGAGUGAAAAGCCAGACAAGGUCAAGACCAAAAUGAAACGAGCGGCUGUGGUUGACGUGGCGCGCCGCCCGUCGAUCGGCGUGCCAAGCGGAGCGGACCCACCGUGCACGGACCCGUACGCACUGGACCCGUACUUUUCCGAGUCGAGCAGCUCGGACGACGAGGCGAAGGAUCGGUACAUCAUUGGCGCGCUUCCAGACGACGACGAAGCGCGGCUUGUGAAAGGCGAGGUCGGGCGGCAGCUGCGGUACGGUGUCCAGCACGAGCGCACGCACCGCAAUCUGAACCGCGGCGAGUGGGGCGUCAUCAUGGGCGACUCGGAGCCGCGGGGGCACAUCUUCAAGCACAACUCGCUGGUAACGGGCGAGCGCACGCUUGCGCCGUCGCUGCGCACGAUCUUAAACGACAGCCGCCACGGUUCGUGAUCAAAUACAUACACUAUUCGGGAAAUAGGUGGAAAUACAAACGAAAACGACGCCGUUCGUGGGCGGAGGCGACCGCAAGUCGUCUUACUUCUUGGCC
Molecule: messenger RNA, 1651 nt
Organism: Saprolegnia diclina VS20
Lineage: Eukaryota; Oomycota; Saprolegniomycetes; Saprolegniales; Saprolegniaceae
Exons: 2
Coding region: 1-1554 (517 amino acids)
Source: RefSeq, a predicted model, not a curated record